AUGGAUUGUGAGAACGGGACAGAUAUUGAAGAUUUUGUUCUUCUGGACUUUUCUUCUGAGUCUAAAGACCGGUUCCUCUUCUUCUUCCUCUUAUUGCUCAUGUACAGUGCUGGACUUCUGGGCAAUGUUAUAAUGUUCCUUCUCAUCACCUUGGAUGCGCGACUCCAGACCCCCAUGUAUUUCCUGCUCCGUUGCCUUUCAGUCAUUGAUGUUGGCUUCAUCUCAGUCACAAUGCCACAGAUGCUGGUUUGCAUGAUAACUGGUUCCAGAACCAUCCCCUUCUAUUCCUGCCUGGCUCAGUUCUUCUUCCUCUAUGUAUUUGGUGUCACUGAUCUCCUUCUCGUGAGUGUCAUGGCCCUGGAUCGCUAUGUAGCCAUUUGUAAUCCUCUCCACUAUGCCUCAGUGAUGAACCAGAAGGUUUGUGGGCAUUUAGUGGCUGGGUGUUGUAUCAUUUCUACUUUACACUCCAUGCUGCAUGCCGGCCUGCUCCUGCGUCUCAGUUAUAGAGGGAAAAAUCACUUGGCCCAUUACUUUUGUGAUCAUCAACCCUUGCUGCAGCUGUCCUGCUCAGACACCAGUGUCAAUGAGGCAGUCAUCUUUUUUGAAGGUGGAAUCAUCACCUUUGGGCCUUUAGUUUUCAUCAUCCUCACCUACAUUCACAUAGUGGCAACUAUAAUGAAAUUCACUUCUUCGCGGAAACGCAAAGCUUUUUCUACCUGUGGGUCUCAUCUCACUUUGGUGGUUCUUUUUUAUGGGGCCAUCAUUGCUGUCUAUUUCUCACCCACCUCAAAGUAUUCUUCACAGCGAGGGUCAGUUUUUGCUCUGGUGUACACUGUCAUCACCCCAAUGUCCAACCCUUAUAUCUACAGUCUCAGGAAUAAAGAAGUGAAGGGGGCUGUGAGGAAUCUCUUGGGAAAGGGAUCCUUGUUUCCUCCAAACUGA
Molecule: messenger RNA, 942 nt
Organism: Protobothrops mucrosquamatus (brown spotted pit viper)
Lineage: Eukaryota; Metazoa; Chordata; Lepidosauria; Squamata; Viperidae
Product: olfactory receptor 1B1-like
Exons: 1
Coding region: 1-942 (313 amino acids)
Biological process (GO): G protein-coupled receptor signaling pathway
Cellular component (GO): membrane
Molecular function (GO): G protein-coupled receptor activity; olfactory receptor activity
Source: RefSeq, a predicted model, not a curated record